Molecule: messenger RNA, 3090 nt
Organism: Musca vetustissima
Lineage: Eukaryota; Metazoa; Arthropoda; Insecta; Diptera; Muscidae
Gene: TTLL3A
Product: tubulin glycylase 3A
Exons: 3
Coding region: 1-3090 (1029 amino acids)
Biological process (GO): protein polyglycylation; cilium movement; cilium assembly
Cellular component (GO): cilium
Molecular function (GO): protein-glycine ligase activity, initiating
Source: RefSeq, a predicted model, not a curated record
AUGUCAAAGACAGUCAUUGAACAGUCACCAUCAUCAUCAACAUUAGAACAUAAAACAACAAAUGUUGAGGUAGGUUCGUUGGAAGUCAAUAAAGAAAUCACUGAAAGCCAAUCGGCGGAAGUAAUCAAAAGUGGAACAGCAGAGGAAAUCGAAAACGAAAAUGAAAUCAAUUCACAUGUUUGUAAUGAAAAUAUUGUUUGUGUUAGGGGUAUAACGAAAAAUGCAAAUACAAAUACCAAACAAACGAAAUCAACAAAAAGAGAAAAGUUAAAAACAAUUUUCAAUGAUGAAAACGGCAACGGCAACAAAACGUUUUCUGGCACUAAAACCAACCUGGAAGAGGCAGCCGUUGCUAAGGUUUUAAAAUCCAAAGCGGAACGACAAUUCAAUCAAAAGAAUACGGAAAUUUUGGUAACCGAUGCCAUUCGUAAACUCACAAAGAAAUCAGUGACCACCAUAAAAGAUAACAAACAGCCGGCUAACGAUGGUCCACCACUUACCUCGCACGGCAGUGUUAUUAUUGACAAACAAGUCUCGGUAUCGGGGCCAUUUAAAAAAGUCAAAUGCAUUUACACCAUACUCAACAAUGAUCAGAUCAAUACAUUGCGCCGUCAUGCCCAGGAUGCGGUCAAACAAAAUAAAAUCUUUACCAUACGAGGCAACUACAAUUCGGUGCGUCAUGCCUUGAAGUCGCGGGGUUGGGUGGAGAAACUUGAAUAUCAUCGUAAAUCUGUAUUCGUGCCAAGCAACCUGAUUAAUCCCUGCGAUUUGUCACAGGUUUUGCCUAAACGGAAAACGGGCGAAACUCAACGUCAAUUUAUCGCCAAAGUUGAACGUAACAUCAUGUCCCGUUACAUUGAACAUGUACCGUGUGAUCUGCUUUGGACCCCGCACAAGGAAAAGGCCGACUACGUGGAACAGUCAAAGAAUCCCAAUAUGCUAAUCAAUAAAUUCAAUCGGGCGCCAUUUACCAAUAAGGAGAAUCUAAAUGCUUUCCUAAGGGAUAUUGCGGCAUUCUACGAAGAAGGUGUUGCGGAAAGUCGCUUUCCACGCUGCUACAAUGUUUGGUCACCCGAAGAGCUUGGCGAAUUCAUUGAACAUUUCAAGCUAACUGCUUGUAUCGCCUUUGUUCGUUGGCUGGUGGAAAAAUAUCAAGCGGGUGGUUUCGAUGUUGUUUUCUCGGCCACGGGCAGGGUGCCAUUCACUUGCAUUGAAUUUGCCUACAAACGUUGUCACGAAUUCUUGGAUACAUGCCAACACAAUGACAUAGACGGUGAAGAUCCGAACAUUUGGGAACACGAUUGGGAUGCAUUUCUAAAUCAUCACUAUCAAUUAACGCACGAAGGUUAUAAAAUCACUGCCGAUCCACAGAAAAUUGUGGAAAAUGUGAUUGUAAAGGGUGCCCAGCUGUUGGAUAGUAUUGUACCGUAUUGGCCUCAGUACUCCAUUGAUGGUUAUCAGAAUUUGUGGAUAAUAAAACCGGCAAAUAAAUGUCGUGGUCGUGGCAUUAUGUUGAGCAAUAAUCUAAAGAAAAUUGUUAAUAUUGUUAAUCCGCCAAUUGCAUCGAAAAGUCGUUAUGUGGUUCAAAAGUAUAUGGAACGUCCUUUGAUUAUACAUCAAACUAAAUUUGAUAUACGUCAAUGGUUUCUCAUCUCCAGCAUUAACCCAUUAAUGAUUUGGAUGUACAAGGAAUGCUAUUUACGAUUCAGUUCGCAGGAGUACACACUAACCAAUCACCACGAGUCAGUGCACUUGACCAAUCAUGCCAUACAGAAGAAAUACACAAACAAUGGCAAACGUGACAAACGUCUGCCCAGUGAAAAUAUGUGGGAUUCGUAUUCAUUUCAGGCCUAUCUGCGUCAAAUUGGCAAGCAAGAAGUUUGGUUGGAACGAAUAUAUCCCGGCAUGCGUAAGGCCAUAGUAGCAGCUAUUCUGGUAUCACAAGAUCACAUGGAACGUACCCCAAAUACGUUUGAACUGUUCGGAGCGGAUUUUAUGAUAUGUGAAAAUUUCUAUCCAUGGCUGAUUGAAAUUAAUUCGAAUCCGGAUUUGGGAGCAACCACAAGUGUUACGGCGCGCAUGUGUCCUCAGUGUUUGGAGGAUGUCAUUAAAGUUGUUAUCGAUCGACGUAAUGAUUUCAAAGCGGAUGUAGGAAAUUUCGAAUUAAUCUAUCGACAAGUAAUACCACCCACACCGGCCUAUAUGGGUCUUAAUCUGAUAGUCAAGGGUCGACAAAUUUCAAAUCGUUCCAGUAGUCAUCAUCACUCCGGCUAUGGUUACCAUCGCAAAGAAAAAACCCUGCAAACAAGUCAAAUCUAUAAACAACGCACCACAUUGGCUCUGGCAAAUUCGUCACAAUCACAUAAACCCAUGCCUGCCUUUAAUGCCACCGAAUAUAUAGAAAAAUCUCUAAAUAUGGAAAUCACAAACAGCCCUCGUAGUUCGAGUAUACCCAGUUUGAUAGGCCUUACAGCAACAGACCGAAAACUAUUACCCACCACACCGGUUGCGGCAGAUAAUCGAUGUAAAGCCUUUGCUAAUUUGGCUGUGGGUGCUGUGAGGCGUAUUCCAGCAAAUAAGCCAACGUCAACCGCGAAUGGUAUAUGUGAUGUGUAUUCAACAUUGAAAAGGCAUCGUAGUUGUGGUCCCAGACUAAAUACACAUUGUGUAAUCGGUAGUAAUACCUGCAAAGAUUUACAAAAAUCGAAAUUCUUUGUGGCCAGUUAUAAUCAGCAAAAAGCCAUUAAUUCAUCGCGUAGUGCUGGACGUUUAAAAGCAAAUACAUUGGAUGCCCCAACUAAUCUCAGCAUUAGCAAAUCAGCUGAUAACAUAAAGGAGUUGUGCAGCAGCCCCCUCAAAAGAAACAUAAAAAUCAAUAAAAGUCUUAGCCCUUUAUUGCCGGGUAGCGCUAACUUAAAGACACGCCUAGAAGGAAUCGGUUGUAAUAAGGGAAAGAAACAAAACGAGUCCAAUGCCACCACUAUACAUGCUAUUGGAAAAAGCAUAACAAGUUGGAAUACCAAAAGAAAAAUGACAGCUUCCAAACAAUCAUCAGCAGCUCCUUCCAUAACCACUAAACAUGUGGAUUAA